AUGCCCUCCAAGACAUCGACCGCCAAAGCCAAGGCAAAGGAAACCAUAAAGUCAAAAGCAGAGCCCGCCAUAGAAUUCGCCCACCAAGCCCAACGUCUAGGCCAGUUCACCGCCGACCAGGAAGAUGCCCAGACCGGCUCCACCCAGGCUGUCGAGGCCCGCUUUAUCACUCCCCAGGAUCCAGUCAUAGUGACUGCAAACGGAGGGCGCUUGCCAGCCGUGCCAGUUGAGGAGGCUGUCAAGCUGAACAAGCUGAAGGACGUGCUUGACGACCGCGACCCGACAGAGAGCGAGCCCCUCGAGCCCCGUACGCGCGAGGCAAAAGACGGUACCAUUCAUGGUGCGCACCCGAAUCGCGCCAGCUUGGAAUCGCAUCGAACACAGAAUCCAGAUGCUCCACUCAGGGAGGCUGUCCCUAUGUCCAAGACAAACCCUCUGUUUCCGCCUCUGCCUGUAUAUGGACCACCAGGACUGCUCCGAAAUCUGCAGUGUUUCUCCUUCAGGGUUUCCUCUGCCAUUCUUUCCUUUCUUUUCCUUUAUGUCAUCAUGUUAGGAUCCAUCUUCACCAGCAUUCCGCUCCUGUUCCAGUAUCUUUGGAGGGUAAUCACCUUCCGGGACCCUCACAUGUACCGGCCAUUCUACGAAGAGGAGAAGAGGAGGAAAGCUGCCAGAAGAGAGGCUGCCAAGGCUUGGAAAAAACAAAAGCAUCAGGAUGAAGCAAUCGACACGAGAACGGCUGAUCAUGAAAACUCACCUGGAGAUAACGAGGAAUUUGUCCCGACAGAAGGCGGCCCAGACCCGCUUGUUUGCGAUGUUGGAUACUACGCCCGCCGCGUCGGCCUUGACUGUGAGACAUUCAGUGUUCAGACUGAAGACGGUUUCAUCAUAGAACUCUGGCAUAUUUACAAUCCCCGCGACCACAAACCAGCUUCCACGCCGGUGAGGGCACCGCAUUCCCCAAAUGUCUUCCGCAACGGCAACGAGGCCAAAGACAAUGCUGACGGAUUUCCUUUCGAUAAGAAAAGGAAGUAUCCGGUUCUUAUGAUGCACGGGCUCCUCCAGUCAUCCGGCGCUUUCUGCUCCAACGAUGAUGACAGCUUAGCCUUUUUCCUUGCCAAGUCUGGGUAUGAUGUCUGGUUGGGUAACAACCGCUGCGGAUUCACUCCGCGCCAUAACCUCCUGGAAUACAGCGACCCGCGCAUGUGGGCCUGGAAUAUCCGUCAGAUGGGUGUGAUUGACCUCCCUGCCCUGGUGUCCCGGGUCCUCCACGAGACCGGUUUCCCCAAGCUUGCCCUCAUCGCCCAUUCUCAGGGCACCACCGAAACCCUCGUCGCCUUGGCCAAGGAACAGCGCCCCGAGCUCGGUGAGAAGCUCAGCGUAUUUUGCGCCCUCGCUCCCGCCGCAUAUGCCGGGCCUCUGAUUGGCAAAAUGUAUUUCAAGUUCAUGCGCAUCAUCAGCCCAGGCAUGUUCCGCAUCAUGUUUGGUAUCCACGCCUUCAUUCCCUUCAUGAUGCACAUGCACGCGUUUCUUCCCGGAAAGUUCUACGGGGCCAUGGGUUAUCGAAUCUUCUCCUUCCUCUUCAACUGGUCGGACGAGCGAUGGGAAAAGGACCUGCGCAACCGGCUCUUCCAAUUCGCUCCUGUGUACGUGUCGGCGGAGAGUAUGCGUUGGUGGCUGGGCCGUGAGUGCUUCGCGACGCAGAAAUGCAUUCUGCAGACGCGACGGGAAAAGGAGAUGGAAGAGCGCGAAGACGAAGAGGAAAGGAAGAAGGGAGCUCAACAGGACCAGCGCAUGCACGAUUACUACAACACGGACACUCACCGUGGUGAGCACACAACAGAGCGCUCCCAGUCGGUGGAAACAUCCGGCUCCUCAUCCUCAGACGACUCGCACAAUGCACAGGGCGCCAACGGCACUGCAUCAUCUUCCCACCACCACCACCACCAUGGCGACCGCGGCCGCUUCGCUUGGUAUGACGAGCACGCUCCGCCCAUGGCAUUCUGGGUUGCAGGUAGCGACGACCUGGUCGACGGCCGGCGGCUGCUGCGCCGUUUCGAGCGUGGGCGCGAGCCCUUUGUUGACGUGGUGCACAGCAAGAUUAUUGAGGGAUACGAACACCUCGAUGUCAUCUGGGCGAUGGAUAUGCUCGACAAGGUCGGGAAGGAGGUGCGUGAUGUCAUCUGGCGCACCGCACCCGAGGAGGUGAGGGCUGCGUGCAGGGUACCCAAGGGCUGUGAGGAUCUGAGACCGUUCGAAGGGAGACGCACAGGACGGCGCGAUAUCGCGGAGGAGGCUGAGAAGCAGCCGGCAGCGAAUGUGGGCAUAGACGCGUCGGCAGGCGAGUUAAGGGAGGAGGUUUCAUCUGCGGGUGAGGUAGAUAGGAAGGUGGCGACUGCGUGA
Messenger RNA from Lasiodiplodia theobromae, 2400 nucleotides. RefSeq names its product Sterol esterase 2. The record is from RefSeq and is a predicted model, not a curated record. Bases 1 to 2400 code for a protein of 799 amino acids. The transcript has a single exon. Gene Ontology annotation, biological process: lipid metabolic process. Lineage: Eukaryota; Fungi; Ascomycota; Dothideomycetes; Botryosphaeriales; Botryosphaeriaceae.